AUGCCUUUCAAUUUAAUACCAAAUUCUGUAAUGGUGCUAUAUAUAAAGAAGAAAAUUUUAAUGUCUAGCACCGAUAUUCCAGAUUCAAUAAAAAUUUUAAAUUUUGAUAAAAAUUUUACCUCUAUCUCCUCAACAUUGUUUUUAAAUACAAAUAUUGUUAAAUUAACAUUUGGUAGGAGUGUUAAAAUUGCAAAAGGAACUUAUUUACCAAAGUGCUUAGAGAUUUUACAUUUAAAUCAUAAAGAUCAAUGCCAUUUAUUAUCAAGUGUUCCUUUACCAGAAUCACUUCAUACUUUAAUUCUUGGAGACUGUACAGAGAAUAUAAAUAUUCCCAAAACAAUAAAUUUUUUAGUUUUUGUAAAAAAAUUUAAAAGAAACUUACCCAAAAUUCCAAUUAAUGUAUCCAAACUUAAAAUUACAGAUAAUUAUAAAAAACCUAUAACUAAAUCCAUGUUACCAUUACUUUUAGAAGUUUUUCAAAUAGGAGAUGCUAUUAUCAAUAUUGAAGAGUUUAGAAGAUAUAAUUAA
This is a messenger RNA of Dictyostelium purpureum, 528 nucleotides long. RefSeq lists its product as uncharacterized. The transcript has a single exon. Lineage: Eukaryota; Evosea; Eumycetozoa; Dictyosteliales; Dictyosteliaceae. Bases 1 to 528 code for a protein of 175 amino acids. The record is from RefSeq and is a predicted model, not a curated record.